Molecule: messenger RNA, 1365 nt
Organism: Megalobrama amblycephala (Wuchang bream)
Lineage: Eukaryota; Metazoa; Chordata; Actinopteri; Cypriniformes; Xenocyprididae
Gene: tada1
Product: transcriptional adaptor 1
Exons: 8
Coding region: 85-1086 (333 amino acids)
Biological process (GO): regulation of transcription by RNA polymerase II
Cellular component (GO): SAGA complex
Molecular function (GO): transcription coactivator activity
Source: RefSeq, a predicted model, not a curated record
CGCUGUGAAUCGUGUGAUGGUCUGUAACCCGCCAAGAAACAAGCAGAAGAAGAAGAGCGCGUCAUCGCAGCUUCCGGUGCCAGUAUGGCGGCUCACGCGAGUGAACUGGAGAUCGCGAAGAAGAAUUUAACCGACGCGAUCGGAGACAAUGUUAAACAUUACUGGGCCAAUCUAAAGCUGUGGUUCAAGCAGAAGAUCAGCAAGGAGGAGUUUGACCUGGAGGCGCGCCGUCUGCUGGCCCAGGACAACGUUCAUGUUCACAAUGACUUCCUGCUGGCCAUCCUCACACGCUGCCAGAUCAUCGUGUCCACCUCAGAGGGCGCGGGAGCUCUGCAGUGGACCGGAGGAUCCGCGUCUAAACCAGGCAAACCCAGCCGAGGCAAGAAGAAGUUUCCCUCCGUGCGGCAGAAGUUUGAUCACCGCUUCCAGCCCCAGAACCCCCUGCAGGCGGCGCAGGCCUUCAGCCCGCGAGAGGCGGAGGACGAGGAGCUGCGGCUGAGCGCUCAGACCCUGCUGCUGCCCACCCGAGGACAGAUGGAGGCGCGCAUGAUGGUCAGCGCCUUCGAGAUGGGCCUGGACAACGUGAGCGAGGACGCCGUGAGCGGCCUGCUGUGUGCGCUGGAGGUCCACCUGAAGGACAUCAUCACAGCGCUGGUCUCGCGGAGGAAAGCGUAUCGUCUGCGCGACGGACACUUCCAGUACGCGUUCGGCAGUGACGUCACGCCGCGGCCGUACCUGAAGAACAGCCUGCCGGCCUAUCAGAGCGUCACAGAAUGCCCCCCGCCGAGCGCAUCACUUCCUGCCGGCCCUCCUCCUCAGGUGUCUCCGGAUGAUGCGGAGCAGCAGGCCGCUCUCCUGCUGGCGUGUUCAGGUGACAGUGUCCCGCCGCCGCUGCCGCCCAUCAGCGUGUACGACCUGCUGGAAGCCCUUCAGGUGCAGCGCAGGGUGAUGCCGUCUCACAGCAUGUACGCGCUGAACAUGGAGCGGAUCCUGGCGCGGCUCUGGCAUCCCAGUCACGAGGAGCUGGAGCAGGACCGGAUCCACCGGCAGCACCUCGCCAGCAGAGACGGCCUGAUGGUCAGCUGAGAGACGUGUGUGUGUGUGUGUGUGUGUGUGUGUGUGUGUGUGUGUGUGUGUGUGUGUCAAGAACACACAGAGGAAGAUCAUCAUCAUCCAGAGACUCUGCAUCACUGGGUCUGUCCGUCACGAGCCCGUCACAUGAUUACUUUGAAUAUUUCUGUGCAUUAUUUUGUUGGAAGGCAGUAAAUAUGAUUUUGUAAAUAUUUGUUCUCUAGUUUUGUAUGUCAGUUCAGCACAUCUGUGUUUUUAUAUCUCUAAAUAAACCACAGGUUUCUGUUCUCAUGA